Drosophila bipectinata is the source of this 1128-nucleotide messenger RNA. Its product is annotated as enkurin. Gene Ontology annotation, cellular component: acrosomal vesicle. The record is from RefSeq and is a predicted model, not a curated record. Gene Ontology annotation, molecular function: calmodulin binding. Lineage: Eukaryota; Metazoa; Arthropoda; Insecta; Diptera; Drosophilidae.
CAAAUAGUCUGUAAACUAGCGCGAUUUCGAGUUCCCCGAUUUUUCAACCUUACAUUUUGCAUCAACCAUGUCGCUGGUCUAUAUUACCCACCACGAUGAGAAUAUCCUGGAGUGCGAGCAGGAUUUUGUAAAAGCCAGUGGGCCCAAAGAGUCCUUUUAUGUUUUUAGACAUCCUAUUGUGGAGAAGGCUGCCAGGUAUGCCAGGGGAGUCCGCGAUCGCCUCAACAUCGAGGACAAGAAGCUGUCGAUGAUCGUGCAGAAAGAUGGCACUCGCGUCCUCACCGAAGCCAAGAAGUCCCUCCAUCGAACCAUGGGCUGUGCCCAUACUCCCAUCGAUCCGCCGUGCGCCUAUUUGCGGAAAAACCAGGGCAUCAAGUGGCGGCGCGAACGAGAUCAUGUCUGUCCCAAGACCGAGGGCAUGCCGCCGCUGCCACGUCCUGGCAGUUGUCACAAGAAGGGCAUGACUGCGAAUUUUAUUAAACGCAACCGUGAGUGCGCGGGUCAGACGAUUCCUUGUCCACCGCCGCCACGUGUAGUAGACACUCCCGUAGGUACGCGACAGAAUCUGAUGAACUCGGGUUUGGUGCCUCAGUUUAUUUGUCGCAAGGAUUUCGGCAAGGUGCCGGUCUAUCUGAAGAAAACCAAAAAGUUGCUGGCCGAAAUGAAUGCGAUCUGUGCCAAGGAGCAGCAGCGUCUUCUGGAACUGUGUCGCGGCAUCAAGGGAUACACCAGGGCUGCAGGUGUUACAGCAGCGGCGGCUGCUGCAGCUGGUCCACCAGAAAUGCCGGGAAUGCGAGUGAUGGACCAGGCCGAGCGCAACGAGAUUCUGGAGGGACUUCGAAUGAGUUUGACAGAGAUGACCAAGCAGUAUCAAUCCAUGUCGCUGUUAAUCGAUAAUAUUGCCAAGCGGCAGCGCAAGAGUAAGCUGGAGCACGAUCUGCGUCAGGUGGAGCAGGAUAUCCUGCUGAUCGAGACUACGCCCAUUAUUUAUGUUUCCCAGUAUUAGCUGCACCUCAUUAUCUUUUACUUUCUCUCUCCGUUUUGGGGACUAUGUCCAAUAUUGAUCCCAAAAAAUAUGUAUGCCUUGGUUUAAGGUUGAAAAUAAAUUUUACGUUGAUGCAGCUAAAA